Glycine soja is the source of this 1495-nucleotide messenger RNA. Its product is annotated as small nuclear ribonucleoprotein-associated protein B-like. Gene Ontology annotation, biological process: mRNA splicing, via spliceosome. The transcript has 2 exons. Lineage: Eukaryota; Viridiplantae; Streptophyta; Magnoliopsida; Fabales; Fabaceae. Gene Ontology annotation, cellular component: U1 snRNP; cytoplasm; U4/U6 x U5 tri-snRNP complex. The record is from RefSeq and is a predicted model, not a curated record. Bases 123 to 968 code for a protein of 281 amino acids. Gene Ontology annotation, molecular function: RNA binding.
UAAUCUAAACGAGUACAUGGAGUGAACAAUAUUUUCCCUCCUCUAAGGUCCCAAUUUUUCUUAAACCCUAAAACACUCUCACUGAAGAAGCUGCUGCAGAAGAGAAUCCCGAUUUUUCCAAAAUGUCGAUGUCGAAGAGUUCCAAGAUGCUUCAGUACAUCAACUACCGUAUGCGUGUCACCAUUCAGGACGGUCGUCAACUCGUCGGAAAAUUCAUGGCCUUCGACCGCCACAUGAACCUCGUCCUCGGCGAUUGCGAGGAGUUCCGCAAACUUCCUCCGGCCAAGGGCAAGAAACCAGCCGAAGGAGGCGACCGCGAGGACCGCCGCACGCUCGGCCUCGUCCUCCUCCGCGGCGAGGAGGUCAUCUCCAUGACCGUCGAGGGCCCUCCUCCGCCGGAAGAGUCCCGCUCCAAGGCAGUCGGCGCCGCCGCUCUCGCCGGCCCUGGUAUUGGCCGAGCCGCCGGAAGAGGUAUCCCGCCCGCUCCCGUCGUCCAGGCUCAGCCAGGCCUCGCCGGCCCUGUCCGCGGUAUGGGCGGCCCCGCCCCUGGCAUGAUGCAGCCGCAGAUCUCGCGCCCGCCGCAGCUCAACGCACCGCCGGUGUCUUAUCCCGGCGGUGGACCGCCUGUGAUGAGGCCUCCUGGGCAGAUGCCAGGGCAAUUCGCUCCUCCUCCUAUGGCGAGGGGUCCGCCACCGCCAAUGCCGCCUGGGCAAUUUGCACCGCAGAGACCUGGUGGCCCUCCGCCACAGUUCCAAGUUCCGCCGCAGUUUGGACAGAGACCCAUGGGGCCUCCCCCUCCUGGACAGAUGGUGAGAGGACCUCCCGCUCCCCCUCGCCCCGGAAUGCCGGCUCCACCACCACCUCGCCCUGGCAUGCCACCGCCACCUGGAAGCGGUGUUCCGGUGUUUGGUCCUCCUCGACCUGGCAUGCCCCCUCCGCCAAACCCUCCAAAUCAACAGCAACAGUAAUGGCAGAAUUGAUUGGUAGUAAUAGAGAACUUCAAAUUAUUGUGGCAGGUUUCUUACUGGUAAUCUGAAGAUAUGGACUCCAAGCUUCUUGCACGCAAUUCAAUAUCCAGCUUGUACUUAGGAACUGAUUGUUGCUUGUACAACCGUGAAUCACUCUCUUCUUAGGGAUUGUUUUUCUGAUGUCUCGAUGAGAAUGUGUAAUGUUAGAAGAACAACUUUAUGUUUUGGAGGGAGUUAUUCUACUAAAACCUGAGCAUUAGACAUAUAAGUCGGCUGUGUAGAUUUUCAGGGGAAAAAUGCCGGAUUGCAUAGACAGCGUUCUGAUUUGAGUGUAGGACAAGACCCCCCUAUAUCAUUUGGGUUAAUAUUACAUAAUUAUGACUUUGCUAAUGUUUCUGGAUCAUUUUAUUUUUUAUUUAUCUGCAGUUAUUUGGGCUUUGUUUUUCUUUGUGUGUAAUAACUACAUUUAUUUUGGAGACGCAAAUGUACUAGGCAGAUUAAUCAGAAACUCUGUGGAUUAUUAAAAA